Paramecium sonneborni is the source of this 1163-nucleotide messenger RNA. NCBI's taxonomy places the organism in Eukaryota, Ciliophora, Oligohymenophorea, Peniculida, Parameciidae. The record is from the annotation of a GenBank genome assembly.
AUGCAGGGAUAUGUGGUUGAAGGCAAAGAAUCUAAUAAUGAUUAUUCUUAUGAAUGGUUAAAGGGCAAUCCUGAAUUAGUCGCAAUUGAAAAAGGAAUAUCAAUCUUAUAUUUCAAUUAAGAAAUGCUAAAAAGAGAUUUAGAAAUGGAAUUUAGAGUAUAUUUAAUUUUUAAAAUAGUUAUAACGUAGAUUAACAGAAACAUAAUAUCACAAUGAGAACCUACAUGAUUUUUAUCCUGAUAUCUAGAAAUUGAAUAGAUAUAAUAACAUAAUACCAUGUAUAUAAAUAAUUUUAUAUACAGUCAAACAUUCAAUUGUUAAACUCAAAUAGGAAGGAGAUGACGAAGACAAUCUUAAAGACACUUAUAUAAAUGCAAAUUUUAUAAAUGUAUUAAUGAUAUUUUUAUAGUAUCUACAGCUUAUUAAUGGUAAGGAGAAAAUGAUUAUUGCUACUCAGGGACCUUUGAAUUAAACCUUUUCCCAUUUCUGGAGAAUGAUUAUUUAAGAAGAUAUCAGUAUGAUUGUGAUGCUUUGUAAUUUAAGAGAGAACUAAAGAGUAAUCCCAUUUUAUAUAAUCUAGACAUAAUGUGAAUAAUAUUGGCCAAAAAAUGUUGGAGAAUCUAUCCAAUGUGGAAAUGUCUAAGUUAAUUUAAUGAAUUAAGAUGAUCUUGGAAAUAAUAUCAUCAAAAGAGUUGUUAAACUAAUUUAAGAAUAAGAAGAAAAGACUGUUGUUCAAAUCUAAUGGUGUGGUUGGCCUGAUUAAGGAGUUCCUUCCCCUAGUGAUUUUGAUGUUAUGAGAGAAUUAUUGAAUAUAAUUCAUGAGAAACUCUUGUCAGAUUAAAAAGUAGUUUUCCAUUGCAGGUAAUUUCUUUCUCUUAUUUUUAGUGCUGGAGUAGGUCGUACAGGUACAUUAAUAGCAUUAGCUAAUUUGAUGAUUUUAUUAAAGGCAUACAAAUAGCAUAUUGGAGAGGAUAACUAAAGUAAUAAUAUUUGGUUAAUUUGUAUUAGAACUUGAAGAGAAUCCAGAACUUUACAGAGUCUCGAUCUUUGGAAUAGUUCGUCGAUUAAGAGAAUAAAGAUGGGGAAUGGUUCAUACUUCAGAGCAAUAUAUUUACAUAUAUAAAUUUAUAGGUGAAGCUAUAAAAUCAAUGUUUAAUUUAUGA